Messenger RNA from Phascolarctos cinereus (koala), 1971 nucleotides. RefSeq names its product SH2 domain containing 1B (gene SH2D1B). Lineage: Eukaryota; Metazoa; Chordata; Mammalia; Diprotodontia; Phascolarctidae. The record is from RefSeq and is a predicted model, not a curated record. Gene Ontology annotation, biological process: regulation of signal transduction; regulation of immune response.
ACAGCCCAACACUGUUGUGGAAGAAACCGCUGCUAUACAGCUGAGACUUUUUAAGUGACUGCUUCAGAACUCCAUCCUUGGGUCACGGCUCUUCACCAGUAGGGACUGCUGAGCUCCCUCCAUGGACCUACCCUAUUACCAUGGCCCUCUGACCAAAAAAGCUUGUGAGACUUUACUGCUUCAGGAGAGGAAAGAUGGCAAGUUUCUCUUAAGAGACAGCGAGUCAGUACCUGGAGCCCUGUGCCUCUGUGUCUUGUUUCAAAAUAAGAUCUACACAUACCGAAUCAAAACAGAAAAAUAUGGAUACUACACGAUACAGACAGCAGAAAGUGGUAAAAAGGUAUUAUUUCCAAACCUAAAAGAACUAAUCUCCAAAUUUGAAAAACCAAAUCAAGGACUAGUGAUUCCUCUUCGUUAUCCAGUAGAGAAAAAUAAUGUGUACCAGAGUCAGAGAAAUCCACCGGCACUGACUGCUUUGGAUGACGAUGAUUAUGUGAAUGUCAACAAUGAUGAUUAUGUGGAAGUCAUUCCUUGAAUUCUGAAACCCAAGCCUGAUGCCGGAGCAUGAAGAGAGCCAGCCUACAGUGGCUUCUCAGACUAUUGGGAUAAAGCUCCCUAAACCUCUGUGAUUCUCUGCUUCUCCUGAGAUUUUAAUGAUCAUGUCCUAGCACUGAACUUGGACCUUCCUGCCAGUCAGAGAAUUGGGCGGUCCAUGCCUGUUUGCCUUGACUUUAUAUCCAGUUAUUCUCCAAGAAAGGAAACUGCCUAACUGCCUGUAUAACUGGAAAUAUAAAUGUAGCCUGGAGACACUGUACCCCUCCAUCCCAAUAAAGUCUUCCAAGAAUCCCUGCAAAGCUAAAGCAGGUAGCCAUAGUGCAGCCUGACAGGUUAAAACAUAAUUACCACCCAAAUAGCCUCAAUCCGCACAUAACCAAGAGUCCCCACAAAAUAAUGAGGUCCUUGAAACCUCUUAUCUCAGAACUUGGACUCUGGAGCCCCAAAUUCAGUGUGAUUAUUUUGAAGUAAUCUAUUAUGCAAAUUAUUCCCUCAUCUCCAUCUAGUACAACAUUCUCUAUUGCCAGACUAUUCAAGAGAUAGUCAUCCCAAAGCAGUCAAUUAAGAUAUAAAGGCAGUGUAAAUAACAAGAAAGGGAACUGGUAGUAGAAUUGUUAUCUGCCUCCCAUGUAUAAUUAAGAAAGAACCCUUAAGUCUCUUGUAUGAUCCUGGGGAAUUCUCAUCGAAUCCACUCUUAAUUCCCACUAAUCCUCCUGAUAUAGAAGAGGGACAAAGAUGCUCCUGAACUCAGUAUCCUGGGUUUAAGAGGGGAGGGUCCACCUCCGGGAACAUAGUGAAUUUCUCUCAGGGUAGGAUAGAGGAUUGCUGAAGGUGAGAAUCAUCUCGAGCUUUGUGAAGUCUCUUGACUCUUUUACUAAGUUAAAUUUACUAUACACUUAAAAAAAGUUAAAUCUCAUGUACAAUCCUUUUUUCUGUUCUUUGUAUAUUUGUAUAUUCAUGUUUGUUGAUGUUUAAGUUUAUAAUAAAAAAUAAAAAUUAUUUUUAAAAAAUGAAGUCCUAGAGACUCUUCUUGGUCAGCCCCUGUUUCUGCUGGCCCCAGUGGAAUGCCCUUUGAGGGGUUUCCCCUCACGUGCUGGGCAUUUUGUCACUACUUCUUACACAUUGUUUUUCCUUCUUCCUUCCUCUUUGGACUCACAUCUCCCCCUCCAUCCACUUACAUACUAAAAAAAGAAAAAAAGAAAAACCCCAAACCCCCUACUACUUUAGAUUCAACAUUUCCAUGAAACUCUAAUUAACUAAUCCUGUCUCAUAUUCCAAACUCCUAGAUGUUUUGUAUAUAUAUCUGCGUACUAGUUGUGAUCAGUUUGAAAGUGAUUAGAUGGAUGAUCAUAGCUUCAUGUGGUACAGUGGAUAGUAUUGGGCCUGGAAUCAGAAAGACUCGAGUUCUAAUCUGGC